This is a messenger RNA of Guyanagaster necrorhizus, 1233 nucleotides long. Its product is annotated as kinase-like protein. The record is from RefSeq and is a predicted model, not a curated record. Gene Ontology annotation, cellular component: cytoplasm. NCBI's taxonomy places the organism in Eukaryota, Fungi, Basidiomycota, Agaricomycetes, Agaricales, Physalacriaceae. The coding region runs from base 1 to 1233 and encodes 410 amino acids. Gene Ontology annotation, biological process: intracellular signal transduction; protein phosphorylation. The transcript has 5 exons. Gene Ontology annotation, molecular function: protein serine/threonine kinase activity; ATP binding.
AUGGUUUCCGAGCCUGAGCGAAUACCGGCCACCUCCUUGGUGACGACAAACCCAGACAAGAAAAUCAAUCAGUACGUACAACGAAGGGUGCUUCACACGAAACAUGGAAGUUCAACGAUAGUGCUGCUCUGUCGGGACAGUAAUGUAGAAGGCCGUGAUGUGGUUGUAAAAGCCGUCAAGCGACUUAGCAUUCAGGACAAAUCCAAGAUGUUCAAGAAGAGCUACGUGGCAGUUCGAAGGAACGACCCUCCCAGCUCUGAGCAGAACGUCCAGAAGGAGAUAUCCAUUCUCAGAUCAUGCCGCCAUGCAAGUCACGUCCAGUUGCUGGAGGUCAUCGACGACCCCUCGCAGGAUUCUGUUUUCAUAGCCAUGGAGUAUCUUUGUGGUGGCCAGAUCCAGUGGGAAUGUCAGGGAAAGCCAACGUUGACCAUUGAACAAAGCCGCCGAAUUGUUCGGGACGUCGUCCUAGGGUUGGAAUAUCUCCACUACCACGGUAUCAUUCACAGGGAUAUCAAGCCUGCGAAUUUGGUCUGGUCGCAGGAUCGAUCAUACGUAAAAAUUAUCGACUACGGUAUUUCGCACUACAGCAACAACUUUAUCCAAGUUUCUCGCCCUCACACGAGGGCGCAAUUGGAUCCCUUGAGGAACUGUGCAUAUUUCAAAGAUCAAGACCUCUUGAAAAUGCGUGGGACGGGAUUCUUCUAUGCACCAGAGGUAAUUUGGCUGCCCAAAGAUACCCCUUCUCCGACCACGCCUUCCGACACUAUAGAAUCGUGUUCGGCGACUCCAACAACUCGACCACCUGUAACCAAAAGUGUCGAUGUCUGGUGUCUCGCUGUGACGUUGUAUUGCUUCCUCUUUGGCCACUUUCCUUUCCAUCCUGUCAGGAAGCGGCACCCAUCCCAUAAUCAAUUCGCGCUGAAUAAGCUCAUUCUUGAUAGUGAUUGGGACGUUGACGAAACAAUGGGUGCUGAUGUGGUGCCCACAGGUGGUAGACACCAUCCCCCUCACACCGCAAGCGUAAUCGGUCUCCUUGAUCAAAUGCUGCAGAAAGAUCCAAGGAAGAGGAUCAGCAUUUUGGAAUUAAAACGACACCCUUGGAUCCUGCAAGGAAUAGAAGACGUAGACGGCUGGACUUGGAAUACCUCUCCAUCUACGUAUUAUAUGCAUCCCAGUUACCGAUGGCUUAGACAGCUUCUGUACAGACUAUUUUCACACACUUAUGGGUGGUAG